Molecule: messenger RNA, 3456 nt
Organism: Tachyglossus aculeatus (Australian echidna)
Lineage: Eukaryota; Metazoa; Chordata; Mammalia; Monotremata; Tachyglossidae
Gene: ZDHHC5
Product: zinc finger DHHC-type palmitoyltransferase 5
Exons: 12
Coding region: 1190-3319 (709 amino acids)
Biological process (GO): protein palmitoylation
Molecular function (GO): palmitoyltransferase activity
Source: RefSeq, a predicted model, not a curated record
GGAGGCGGAGGAGGCCGCGGAGCGCGGGGGGCAGGGCGGGCGGCCGCAGCGUCUCGGGCUCACCCCGCGUCCCGGAGAGCCGAGUUCGGAGGAGGAGCUGAGGCGGGAGACCCCACCAGCAGACCGAGAUCCUCGAAGGGAAGGAAGGCUCCGCUUCGACCUGCGGCGGCCUUUCAGAGUGCCGUCGACCGGGAUCGACUCCCCCGUCCCCGUCUCGCCCGUUUGUGGAGCAUGGCUUCUAGGGGGCCCGAUUUCCCCUCGGCUUCCCGCGGACCCGACGGAUUCGGCCACCUCUGACGGGCUUCGGAAAGGGAGAGAGAGAGAGAGAGAGAGGCCACGGACAGGAAGGGAGCAAGGACAGGCGCGUGCCCUCGACUCCGAGCCCUCCCCCGUCCCCAGCCGAAGAGAAGGAUCUGCCGCUCAACCUCCCGGCAGCUGUCGCCCGGCUUUAGCUGCCAGGAGGGAAAUAAAUAAAAUUAAACCGGCACUGCCAGACAGCGAGCCCUGUUGAAAUCGGGGCGGAGGGCCGCGGUGCCCGGGACAGCCGGCUCCGGGAGGCACGGGCCGGACCGGAGGAGAAGCCCCCGCCCGGCAGGAGGAGCGGACUCCGCCCGAGCGGGCCUCGCUGGAUGGAAGCGGCGCCGCGGGACCCCGCGGGGAGAGCGUCCGGGCCGCGCGCCGGGGGAACGGGACCCUUUGCGGGCCGCACGCGGGGGUCCGCCCUGGGCCGGAGAGCCUCCUGAUCUGCUGCCGCUCCCCUCCCCAUCCCCACCCGGCCUCUGCCCCCGGCCCCGUCCCCUCCACCCGUGUUCCACCCAGCCCGGGCCCACCCAUGAGCCGGUGCAGCUCGCGCUCACCUUUUAAACCUCCCAAGCCGUGCGCCAUCGUUGGUCCCGGCUUCCCUGGCUACCUGCGGCCUCUCAGCCGUCUUCCCGGGUGGCGGUGAUUUUUUUUUUUUUUUUUAACCCCCUCCUGCUUCCCCUCUCCCCCUCCCAUGCUCUUCUCUCGGUCCAGGACCCUCUGACUUGUGGUUUUAUCCGGGAGGGGGAAGGGCAGGAGCGUGACUGUUUCUGGGGGACCCCGGUGCCCCCCCCAGGACCCCCAUCCCCGCCCCGCUCGGCCGCGUCCGUCCUGCCGCCGUGCGGGCCUGGGCUAUGCGGCAGGGCAGAUUCCCCUCCAGAGCUCCAACAUGCCCGCAGAGUCCGGAAAGAGGUUCAAACCCAGCAAGUACGUCCCCGUGUCCGCGGCGGGCAUCUUCCUAGUGGGAGCCACGACCCUCUUCUUUGCCUUCACGUGCCCAGGGCUCAGCCUGUCCGUGUCUCCCGCAGUGCCCAUCUACAAUGCCGUCGUCUUCCUCUUCGUGCUGGCCAACUUCAGCAUGGCCACUUUCAUGGACCCAGGGAUCUUUCCCCGAGCGGAAGAGGAUGAGGACAAGGAGGACGAUUUUCGAGCUCCCCUCUACAAGACCGUGGAGAUCAAAGGCAUCCAGGUGCGCAUGAAGUGGUGUGCCACCUGCCGCUUCUACCGGCCCCCGCGCUGCUCCCACUGCAGCGUCUGCGAUAACUGUGUGGAGGAAUUCGACCACCACUGCCCCUGGGUGAACAACUGCAUCGGGCGCCGGAACUACCGCUACUUCUUCCUCUUCCUGCUGUCCCUCACGGCUCACAUCAUGGGGGUGUUCGGCUUCGGCCUGCUCUACGUCCUGUACCACGUGGAGGAACUCUCCGGGGUCCGCACGGCCGUCACCAUGGCCGUGAUGUGCGUGGCCGGCUUGUUUUUCAUCCCCGUGGCCGGCCUGACGGGAUUCCACGUGGUGCUGGUGGCGCGGGGCCGCACCACCAACGAGCAGGUGACGGGCAAAUUCCGAGGGGGCGUGAACCCCUUCACCAACGGUUGCUGCCACAACGUCAGCCGGGUGCUCUGCAGCUCGCCGGCCCCCAGGUACCUGGGGCGGCCCAAGAAAGAGCAGACCAUCGUGGUGCGGCCACCCUUCCUGCGGCCCGAGGUGUCGGACGGGCAGAUCACCGUGAAGAUCAUGGACAACGGCAUCCAGGGGGAACUGAAGAGAACCAAGUCCAAGGGGAGCCUGGACGUGACGGAGAGCCAGUCCGCAGACGCCGAGCCUCCGCCCCCCCCGAAGCCGGACCUGAGCCGCUUCGCCGGCCUGCGCACCCACCUCAGCCUGGCCGCCGCGGAGGAAAGCAGCCUCCUGGGCAAGGACAGCCCCCCGACGCCCACCAUGUACAAGUAUCGGCCCGGCUACAGCAGCAGCAGCGCCUCGGCCGCCUUGCCACACUCCACUAGCGCCAAGCUGAGUCGCGGCGACAGCCUGAAGGAGCCCACCUCCAUCGGCGAGAGCGGCCGCCACCCGAGCUACCGGUCGGAGCCCAGCCUGGAGCCGGACAGCCUCCGCUCGCCCACCUUCGUCAAGGGCUUCCACGGGGACCCGCUGUCGAGCGGCUCGCGCUCAUCCAGCCUCAAGUCGGCCCAGGGGACGGGCUUCGAGCUGGGCCAGCUGCAGUCCAUCCGCUCGGAGGGCACCACGUCCACCUCGUACAAGAGCCUGGUCAACCAGACGCGCAACGGCAGCCUGUCGUACGACAGCCUGCUCACGCCGUCCGACGGGCCCGAGGCGGAGCCCGAGCCCGAGCCCCCGCUGGGCUACACCUCGCCCUUCCUGUCGGCCCGGCUGGCCCAGCAGCGGGAGGCGGAGCGGCACCCGCGCCCGGCGGCCCGCGACCCGUCGCCCGUGCGCUACGACAACCUGUCGCGCCACAUCGUGGCCUCCCUGCAGGAGCGGGAGAAGCUGCUGCUGCUGCGUCGCUCCCCGCCCCUGCCCGGCCGCCGCGAGGAGCCGGCCGCCCCGCCGGACUCGGCCGUCCCGGCCGCCCCGGGCUGCGGCCAGGCCCCCCGCGCCGGCUCCUCCUCGGACGAUUCCGGGCGCUCCCCGCCGGGCAAGGCCCCGCCGGCCCGGCCCGGCGUCCCCCGCUUCGGGAAGCCCGAGGGGCUGCGGGGCCGGGGCCUGGGGUCCCCGGAGCCGUCGGCGCCCGCCGCCCCGUUCCUGGCCCGGUCGGUGGCUUACGGCAGCCAGAGGGCCCCGCCCGGCGUCCCCGAAACGGAGGAGGUGGCCUUGCAGCCGUUGCUGGCGCCCAAAGACGAGCUGCAGCUGAAGACGGGCCACAGCAAGUCCAACGGGCAGCCGAAAAGCCUGGGCCCCACCUCGCCGGGCCCCGGCCAGCAGCCCCUCAGCAGCCCUACCCGCGGUGGGGUGAAGAAGGUGUCGGGCGUGGGCGGCACCACCUACGAGAUCUCCGUGUGAGCUCCGCCGCCGCCGCCGCCGCCAGCCGGGACCCCAACCCACCUCCCCGUGGGGCUCCCCUCCCCUGCAUGGACACCUCUCACACCACAGACCCCGAGCGGACGAGGAGCCCCUCAGAGGGGGCCGGGGUUCGGCGG